Messenger RNA from Periconia digitata, 2210 nucleotides. NCBI's taxonomy places the organism in Eukaryota, Fungi, Ascomycota, Dothideomycetes, Pleosporales, Periconiaceae. The record is from the annotation of a GenBank genome assembly.
UCAAUCGCAUUAUUAUUUAUUUUCGUAUCGCAUAUCACAUCCGCGCCUUUCGUGAUCUUGUUUUGGCAAAAUUCACCAUUAUUUCUGCCAACGAACACACCAUGGAGCUAUCCGUAUUUACAAGCACAGAGAUGCAUGAGAUAAUGGACGACAUGUGCACUAAAGGAUGGUGCAUCCAUCAGGUCAAAUACUUAUCACAGGUGUUUGAGUACGAUGACGAAACGAUGCGCUAUCUUGCGAAUCUUCCCAGGUCUUCGCAAAGACCCGAAAGCCAUGAAAAGUGUCGCUCCGAGCUGAGCUGCGUGGCGUACAAUGUUGACCUUAAUAAUUACGAGACCCGACAUCAUAUCUCCUGCGAUGGAAGCAACUGCGAAGAUGUCGCGGUGCCUUAUGACAAUCUUGUGCGGCUCAUUCGCGACGGUUGCGUUCCCUUGGUCACUCUUCACAAAAGCGACCAGUCCCGUUUUUCUAUCAAGGUCCACAAGCGGCAGAAAAGGACUUCCUACACGGCAAUCUCUCAUGUUUGGGCCGAUGGUCUUGGCAAUCCUCAUAACAAUUCCUUGCCUAGUUGUCAACUGGAGAAAUUGAUCGAGACUGAGACUCAUUUCUGGAUGGAUACCUUGUGUAUACCUGUCAGACCUGAGGAUGCAGACCUGAGGCAGAAAUCGAUCAACUCGAUGGCGUCCAUAUACGCUGGCGCCCGUACAACUCUUGUACUAGAUUACGAGCUCAUGCAAACGUCACCAGAUACGCCUGAUUGCUUAGCUCGUAUCAUCUGCAGUGUUUGGAUGCGUCGCAGUUGGACUUUACAGGAGGCACUUCUUCCCCCAGAAUGCAAGAUCCAAUUGGGAGACGAAAGAUGCAUUAUCUUCGCAACCAAUAAUUUAUGGUUUGGUGACUCACCGAUGAUGUGGAGCGACACCAAGGAGGCUGUGAAGUUGAUCGUCGAUGGACAGACUUUGUCGCCAAACAAUCUCAGUCCUCGGGUAUGGUCUCAGCUGCAGAGUUAUCUGUGCCGCCAAUUCAUGUCCUCACGGGGUGUUAUGAAAUGGAAAAAUUCUCUGUAUCGUUUCAAGGAAUCGCAUCGACUUAACAAUGUUAAGCACAGGUUCGAACAAAUUUUAGGGUCUGGAUCCCUAUUUUUCGUACCGAGGGCUAAGGAAGACGAACCGAAUUUUCCAACCUCUGAUGUUCUGGAAAAAACAGAGUCCGUGUAUAGCGAGGUCUAUGCGCACACAUUUGUCUGCUUAUGGAACACGUUGGUAGGGCGAUCCACAAGCAUACCUGAAGAUCAAUUAUUCAUCCUUGCCAACACGCUGGACAUGCAGUCCGAAGGCCUGAUAAACCUAAAUUCGGAAGAGCAACUCCAGACCAUCAUUCUCAGCUUACCAAGCAUUCCCCUCUUCCUAUUCUUUUGGCAAGGUCCUAAGCAAAACUCUGCAGAAACUCCCCUCAAUCAUUGGAUACCGAUGCGAAUAGAUAGGCCUAUCAUCAAGCAUGGGCCUACCCUCAGAUUCAUGUCUCUUAUCGACGGCAGGGAGGGCCAUUUCAUGAUGCUUGAGCCAUACCCAUAUACACGGUGCAUUCUCCUCUCGCAUACCCAGCAAUUGAGAGAUAAUGAAUCAAUCCACUUGCGUACUGAUGAAGGCCUCUACACGCUCUGCAUUGAGAAACACUUUACAGAUGCGGAGGAACUCUGCAUAGUGGUGAACUGGAUCGAAAGGGCGAAUACACCUGGACUGGAAGCAGCUAUGUUCCGCGUGCUCAGUCGACGAUCGCAAAAAAUCUAUCUGGGAUACCAUUGUGCAGUCACCAUUGAGGAUGAGACACUGUCACCCAUCAAAGGCCGUAUUACACUGCAGGCAGCUUUUGCAGACCCAGCUACCGAGAUUGUGGUAGAGUACAACAAACCGAAUAUUCCCACUCUUCGACCUCACGGGAUUGAACUUCCUCCACUUAUCACACUUGUUUGGCGUGCCAUGCCUUCCUUUGUGUUCUCCUGGACGUUUGCAAGUGCUCUAUACUUGUUCAUAAGAAUAGUAGAAUUGAAUUGGUGGCAAAGAUGCUUUUUUGUCCUUGUGGACAUAUGGUUUGUCCUGUCUCCCAUCUAUGCGCUACCGCUCAAUGUCCAAUGCGCUGAAUAUUUGAGUCACAUUGAGAAACGCCGGUGGAGAUAUGUGGAGUCGUUUUUACCGUCACCCAGAUCUUGA